GUGCCGUGCGUGAGCGGGCGCGGGCGCGUCGGCCGGCGAGGGAGCAGCAAACGGCCGAGGACGCGGAGGAGGCGGUGGUGGCCAUGGCCGAGGCGUGGUCUCAUUGCAGACGGUAUUUCUGCCACUGCUGCUCGUUCGAGAUCGUGCCGCGCCUGCCGGAUUACAUCUGCCCGAGAUGUGAGUCUGGUUUUGUUGAGGCGUUUCCAGAAGUGAUCGGGAGUACAGAGAACGGCUCCGCCCCCUCCACGGACCAGAGCAGGCAGCCUUUCGAGCCGUCCUCUCCACAGAACGUGGACCAGCCCCUGUUCACGCUGCCACAGGGCUCCGGGCACUUUGCUUUCGGCAUCUUUGAUGACAGCUUCGAGAUCCCCACGUCCCCCCCAGGGGCUCAGGCCGAUGAUGGCAGGGACCCCGAGAGCCGGCGGGAGAGAGAGCAGCACUCCCGGCACCGGUAUGGCGCCCGGCAGCCCCGCGCCCGCCUCACUGCACGGCGGGCCACCGGCCGGCAUGAAGGCGUCCCCACGCUGGAAGGGAUCAUCCAGCAGCUGGUCAACGGCAUCAUCACUCCAGCCACCAUCCCCAACCUGGGCCUGGGCCCCUGGGGAGUCCUGCACUCAAACCCGAUGGACUAUGCCUGGGGGGCCAACGGCCUGGAUGCCAUCAUCACGCAGCUCCUCAAUCAGUUUGAAAACACAGGUCCCCCACCCGCAGACAAAGAGAAAAUCCAGGCCCUCCCCACUGUCCCCGUGACCGAGGAGCACGUAGGCUCGGGGCUGGAGUGCCCCGUGUGCAAGGAUGACUUCGGGCUGGGUGAGCGUGUGCGGCAGCUGCCCUGCAACCACCUCUUCCACGACGGCUGCAUCGUGCCCUGGCUGGAGCAGCACGACAGCUGCCCCGUCUGCCGAAAAAGCCUCACCGGACAGAACACAGCCACCGACCCCCCGGGCCUGGCCGGGGUGAGCUUCUCCUCCUCCUCGUCCUCCUCCUCCAGCUCGCCCAGCAAUGAGAACCCAGCAGGCAGCUCCUGAGUGCCCCGGCCGGUCCCAGGGUGAGCGCCGGGCUGGCGGGGCAGGCUGGAUGCUGCGGCCCCCGCACCACUGUGCCCCAUGGACUGCACUGCUGGCCUGCCCGCGUGGGCAGAGGCCUGGAGGACCCUUCCCUCCAGCUGCGGAGGAAGCUCGACCUUCCAGAAGGACGUCCCACGGCCGGGCCUGCACACGGCACAGCCGCCCGGGCGCCCUGCCUCCCCUCCCGUCUGUCUCUGACCUCACCCUCUAGGUGUUCAACGGCGGAAAGGUUUUUAUAACUUGCAGUUACUACCGCUUUGAAAUAAACGGACGUUUUAGCUCACGUGCGGCCCUGCAUGAUCUGUGGAGACAUAGGGUGGAGCCACUCGGCUGGGGUCCCGGCACUGCAUGGACAGGCUGCCACUCCCCACCCUGAGUGCAGUGGCUCGGGACCACCAGGAUGACCAGCACCACGAGGACAGAACUGCUCUGACAGACGUUUUUUAAAGGAGAAAAUAUGUGUAUCUUGAAAGCUAUUUAAAAAUACACCUACUUAGAAAGAGAA
Messenger RNA from Camelus dromedarius (Arabian camel), 1572 nucleotides. It is a transcript of the gene RNF126, whose product is annotated as ring finger protein 126. The transcript is spliced from 9 exons. The record is from RefSeq and is a predicted model, not a curated record. Gene Ontology annotation, biological process: protein ubiquitination. Gene Ontology annotation, molecular function: ubiquitin protein ligase activity. Bases 84 to 1028 code for a protein of 314 amino acids. Gene Ontology annotation, cellular component: cytoplasm. Lineage: Eukaryota; Metazoa; Chordata; Mammalia; Artiodactyla; Camelidae.